Schistosoma spindalis is the source of this 762-nucleotide messenger RNA. The record is from the annotation of a GenBank genome assembly. NCBI's taxonomy places the organism in Eukaryota, Metazoa, Platyhelminthes, Trematoda, Strigeidida, Schistosomatidae.
AAAUGUCAAGCUGUCAACUUUAGCAUGAGACAUGAUCGGCAUUUAAACACCAUUUUGAGAUCUCAUAAUCCUUGUGCCAUGGGUGACUCAUUGAUAAACACAGUGUCGACGGUCAAUUAUCUUGGUGUUACCUUUUCCUCUGAUCUCUUUUGGUCUUCUCACGUUUUAUUGUUAUCGAAGAAAGUUUUCCGUCUGACUUACUACAUUAAGAAAUUGCAUGCUUUUGGGAUCACUCGUCGUUUACUCCUACAAUUUGUCAACUCUUGCAUAUUACUUAUCAUUCUUUACUGUUCUCCGUUAUUCUUUCCCGGGCUUUUGAGAAAAGACUUUGCUGUACUGCGAAGAGUGCUGAAGGCAGUUAGCAAAGUGUGUGGUGAAUCUUUCGAGACCAUAACUAAUAUGGUCGUGGAUAGACAUUUAAAGUCAUGCAAACUCCUGGCAGGUGUUAUUUUAUCAGAUAAUAACCAUUCCCUUCACUCAUAUCUUUCUCCUUGUACAUCUUCUGGUAGAACGAGACAAAAUUACAUUAAAAUCCAAGCAGGCAAGCAAAAGUAUAAACGUUCUAUAAUACCUUACCUAGCAAAUGUACUCUGUGACGAACAGGUUGUUAGAGUUAACCUAGUCAAUAAUUUGCAUUCUUAAGAUGACUGUAAUUGAAAAUUUGUACAGUUUUUUCAGAUUUUUUUUAUUAACCGUUUUUUUCUGUAAAAGAAACUUGUUGAAAUAUUUUUGUGCUGAGAAUUCUAUAUUGUACCAAAAUAU